Molecule: messenger RNA, 2403 nt
Organism: Pseudopipra pipra
Lineage: Eukaryota; Metazoa; Chordata; Aves; Passeriformes; Pipridae
Gene: C28H8orf58
Product: chromosome 28 C8orf58 homolog
Exons: 7
Coding region: 166-996 (276 amino acids)
Source: RefSeq, a predicted model, not a curated record
GGGGUGGACACCCUGUUCUGCACCCAGGGACCCCCCAGCUGAGACCCUCCCAUUCUCCCUCGCCCCGCAGAUGGUCCCUGGGAGACGGCCGAGAGCUGCAUCGUGCGCACCUCCGCCAGCGUCUACCGCCGGCUGCAGGAGAGCCCGCGGCAGCCCCCGCGGGGCAUGAGCACCCGGGGACCCCCCCCGCGGCCCCCCAGCAGCCCCCCGGCCGGCGGGAGACUCCUCAAAUCCGAGUCGGAGGACUCCGGGGUGGAGAUGGCCAGCAACGAGCACUCGCCCUGCACCCCGCUGGGCUCCGAGAGCAGCUUCUCCCUCGACGGCUUCGCGGCGGAGAAUCCCCCCGGGGAGGAGCCGGGCCCGGAGCCCCCCUGCACCCCCCGGAGCCGCUCUGCCAGCAGGAAGCUGCUGCAGGCAGCGCAGCGGAGCAGGAGGCAGCGAUGCCCGCGACAGCUCAGCCGGCGCAGCGCCAGCACAGCCGACCUGGCGGAGCCCCCGCGGGACCCCCGGGAGCCCGAGGAGCCCGAGGGGGCGGCGGCCCCCGCGGCUGGAAGGGCUCGGCCGCCCGGCAGCCCCCGAGACCCCCGGGCUGUGCCCGACGGGCAGGGGCUGCGCUACCUGGAGCACGUCUGCCAGAUGCUGGAGCGCCUGGCGCGGCUGCAGCAGGACAACAGGAUCCUCCGGCAGCAGGCAGCCGAUGCCCGGCGCGCCCGCCCGGGCACUCUGCCCAGCCGGGAGCCCCCGAGGCAAGAUUCGGCGGCGUGGAGGGGUGAGGGGUUCCGGCCGCGCUCCUGCUCCGACAGCCAGGCACCAGCCCCCGAGCCGUGCCGGAGGAUGUGGGGGCACUCUGCCAGCUCCCCCAGCCUGCUGGACCCCUCCGAGAACGGGGCGGGUGCCCCGGCACCGGACAAGGACGGGCGCUCGCACUGGGGCCGGGUGAAGGUGCUGCUCACCCGCCUCACCCGCCGCUCGCUCCGGGGUGGCCGGUGCAGGUAGGACGGGGGACGGGUCCCGCUCCCACCGAUGCGCCUGGAUGGAGGGACCGCGCUGUGCUAUUGCGUCACACCCCGCCCUACGACGUCACGCCCGCCCGGGGCCGGUCCCCGGCGCACCCCCCCCCCCUUCACCCUUUUUUUUUCUUCCCCCCUCCUCCUCAAUAAAGUCUUUUCACUGAUAAAGAGGUGAGGUGCUGUCGCGCGUGACGUCACUCCCCCCUCAACCCGCCGUGACGUCACGCGAGGGCGCGUCACGGCCGCAUCACUUCCGACGGCUUUUUCCGCCCCUUUUGUCCGACCGGGCCCGUUCCCACGGGCCGUUCCAGCGGCUGCCGCCCCCCCUUCGAGCCCCCUCUCUCCGAGCCCCCUCCCCCGGGUCCCUCCCUGACCCUCCUCCCAGCUCAGCCCCGGGCCUGGGCAGGCUCCCGGGGGGGGGUUCGCUGCCUCGGGAGGGGGGUAAAGCUUGUCCUUCCUGCCAGACCUCCCCCUCCAACACCCUGCUCCCCGCUAGCUGCCGGUGGGGAGGGCGCGCCGGAGCUGGGGAGGGGUGGGGAUGAUGCUCCCGGGCUCGUCGCGGGUGGGGAGGAAGGAGCGGGUGUCCCUCGGGGUGGUACCCAGCCCGCAGGGGUGUUUUGGGGGUGGGUGAGGAGGGGGUCGGGCCGGGGGUGAUGCUGUUUUGGCGCUGCUGGAGCCCCUCAUCGUGUCCACGGGUCGGGUCUGGCAGGAGAGGAAUACGCAGGUGGUCUCCAACCAGCGGCGAAUCCCGCAGCCUCUCCAGAGCCCCCCCCGGCACCGCUCCCACCCGCACACCCCGGGGGCAUCCUCGGAGCUCCGAUCUCCUCCAUCCCACCGCUCCUUCCCGGGAAACGACCCAGGUGAGGAGGAGGAAGAGGGAGGUCUGAGCCUUUCUCUCCCACCCCGGGAUCACCCAGAGCACAGGAAAAUCAAGGUGUUGACCCAGAUGGAAUUCUCCUCCCCAGCCAGUGUGGAGACUACGCAGAGAGAAUCCCUGGGAAUGCUGGGGUUAAGUUUCCAUGGGUGAGAUCCCUCUCCCUGAGGGCAGGAGGAGCAGGAGCUGGGAUUUGCCAGCUCUGGAUGAAGUGGGAUGCUGGGGAUGAGGUGGACGGGCAGGUCUGGCUGCCCUGCCCAGGGUGACAGAGUGACACAAACCAAGCCACCAGGUGGGGUUGAAUCCAGUGAGGAAUCAACACUUCCAGGCCACGGAGAGGCUGCCACGGACUUUUUGCCUGCUUGGGAGCCAUCCCAAGGUCUGCAGGGCUCAAGAUCCCGCCAGGAGAACGUGCCCCUUGCUCAGAUCCCAGGGGAAAACGUGCCCCUGCUCCUGCGUGGCAGUUAAAUACAUAUAAAUAUAUAUAUUCUAUAUAUUUAGCAUCCCUGCUCCGGGUAA